Messenger RNA from Ogataea haglerorum, 765 nucleotides. RefSeq lists its product as uncharacterized. Gene Ontology annotation, molecular function: nucleoside triphosphate diphosphatase activity. The record is from RefSeq and is a predicted model, not a curated record. The coding region runs from base 1 to 765 and encodes 254 amino acids. Lineage: Eukaryota; Fungi; Ascomycota; Pichiomycetes; Pichiales; Pichiaceae. The transcript is spliced from 2 exons.
AUGGCCGCUAAACUCGAGCACCCUGUGUACGAAAAGCUCUCCAACUACACCUUUUAUCUUUGUUCCUCGUCGCCUCGCCGCCAGGAGAUUUUGAAGAUGCUCGGGUUCAGCCCUGUAGUCAGGGCGUCUCAGUUUGAGGAAAAUUUGUCAAAGCUAGAUUACACGGUAGAAGAGUACGUUGCAGAGACAGCCAAAGGCAAGUGUUUGGCUGUCUGGGACCAAUUGAAAAAAGAGGGCGAAACAGACAACGUGUUGCUGAUUUCGGCCGACACAGUCGUUGAAAAUCAAGGAGUCAUAUAUGAGAAGCCAAAGACACAGGAAGAAAAUUACCGGGCAAUUUGCGCAAUGCGCGACUCGAGCGAGCCCGUUCGCGUAUUUUCUGGAGUCGUCGUGCUACUGAGCGACGCCAGCACACAAGGAAAGCCCGACAAGUGCAAAAUCAAGACGUUCACGGAGAUAACAGAGAUAAUCAUGGAAAAGUCUGUGAGCAACGAGUUUGUGAGGAAAUACAGCGAGUGCGGCGAAGGCCACCAGGUGGCGGGCGGAUUCAGGAUCCAGGGCUCGGGCGCUCUGAUGAUGAGAGGCAUAAACGGAGACUACUACAACGUGUUGCUUAAACGAUUUGUUCGCUUAAGCAGUUGGCAGGGGAGAAAGCAAGUUGAUGAGGUUUGGUCUGUUGGAGGUGGAUUGCCAUCCGAGGUAGAUGAUGAAGGGGAUCCAUCCGUAGUGGGCAAUGGUCUUGGUGGUGUCGAGGACCUUGGAUAG